This is a messenger RNA of Alosa alosa (allis shad), 2005 nucleotides long. RefSeq names its product transmembrane protease serine 9-like. The transcript has 10 exons. Bases 25 to 1860 code for a protein of 611 amino acids. Gene Ontology annotation, biological process: proteolysis. NCBI's taxonomy places the organism in Eukaryota, Metazoa, Chordata, Actinopteri, Clupeiformes, Clupeidae. The record is from RefSeq and is a predicted model, not a curated record. Gene Ontology annotation, molecular function: serine-type endopeptidase activity.
CAGCAGCUCUGUAGCACACACACCAUGGCAUCAACACUAGGAGCUAUCAGAGUCCUUACAGCAGUCAUUCUACUGGCCAGAGGAUGCCUCUCACAGCUGGAUGUGUGUGGCCAGGCCCCUCUCAACACACGCAACACGCGCAUCGUGGGCGGAGAGAACGCACCAGCGGGGGCGUGGCCAUGGCAGGCCAGUCUGACACGUAAUGGAAGGCACUUCUGCGGAGGGUCCCUCAUCAACAAUGACUGGGUUCUGACCGCCGCCCACUGCUUUCCCAGCACCAGCACCUCUGGCCUGGUCAUCUUCCUCGGACGGCAGACUCAGCAGGGCAGCAACGCCAACGAGGUCUCCAGGACCGUCACUAGGGUCAUCAGACAUCCCAAUUACGACGACUCAACCAGCGAUAACGACAUUGCCCUCCUCCAACUGUCCUCCUCCGUCAGCUUCACCAACUACACCCGCCCCGUCUGCCUGGCAGCGGCCAGCAGCACUUUCAACAGGGGCACGGACAGCUGGGUAACCGGCUGGGGCACGAUUGGAUCAGGAGUGCCCCUCCCCCCACCCCAGACGCUACAGGAAGUGGAGGUGCCCGUCGUGGGAAACAGGAAGUGCUUCUGCAAGUACAGCGUGCAGAACAUCGGCAUCACAGACAACAUGAUCUGUGCCGGGAGGGACGAGGGAGGCAAGGACUCCUGUCAGGGAGACUCUGGUGGUCCGAUGGUGAGUAAGCAGAAUAACAGGUGGGUCCAGUCCGGCGUCGUGAGCUUCGGUAUCGGCUGUGCUCGGGCAGAAUUCCCGGGGGUGUACGCACGCGUCUCCCAGUACGAGAGCUGGAUCAAGACUCAGAUCACCAGUAACCAGCCGGGCUUCGUCACGUUCACCUCCAGUGGGACUGACUCGGACCUUACAACCACCUGUGCUGGUCUGCCUGCCAUCACCACCAUUGCACCCACCACAGUGGCACCGGUGGUAUGUGGACAGGCGGCUCUGAACUCGCGUCUGAUUGGUGGAUCGGACGUGGUGGCGGGGGUGUGGCCCUGGAUGGCCAGUCUGCACAGUACGGAACGCGGUGCCCACGUGUGCGGAGGAACUCUGGUCAGUGAGGACCUCGUCCUCACAUCAGCCAACUGCUUCUCUAGUUCUCCUUCAGCAUCCAAUUGGACGGUGUUUCUGGGCCGCCAGAGACAGAACGGCUCCAACCCCAAUGAGGUGUCAGUGGGCGUGGCCAACAUCACUCUGAGCACCCUAUCAGGCGAUAACGUAGCCAUGCUGCAGUUAACCAGGAAGCCCACCCUCUCCAACUUCAUCCAGCCAAUCUGUGUGGAGCAGGGCGGGGCCACUAUUGCCACGGGAACCACCUGCUGGGUUGCAGGCUGGGGCAACACCACAGGUGAGCAGCCUCUUAAGGAAGUGCAGACAUCAGUGGUUGCCUGUGGCAACGCAUCCUCCUCUGCUGAUGACAUCUGCACCAACACUGUUCAGAUAGAACAGGGUGAUAUGGGAGGUCCUCUCAUGUGUAAACAGGGGAGUUCAUGGUUCCAGCUCUCAGUGGUCACCAUCAUCUCAAACUCCUCCUCGUCCAACUCCACCUCCAGAGACCUCGGCCAAUCAGAUCGCGCCUCAGUGCAGGUCUUUGGCCGAACAACUCGUUUCAGCACCUUCCUGUCGAGUUUCUCUUUCCCCUCGGUCGCCAUCUCGAGCAACAGCACCAACACCACCACAGCUGCUGCCAACACCACCACAGCUGCUACAGUAGCCACCACCACCACAGCGUCCAGUGGGGGACGCCACUCCUGCAUGGCCUUCUCCCUCCUCUCCCUCCUCCUCCUCGCACUCACCCCUCUGCUGGCCUCCCAGCCCUAGCCCUCAGGUCAAAGGUCACGACUACCCACAAUCCACUGCUGCACCUAGUCCUUCACACCUCUCCCCUUAUUACCAGGCAGCAUCCCUGUCCUUCACACCUCUCCCAUUAUUACCAGGCAGCAUCCCUGUCCUUCACACCUCUCCC